Pangasianodon hypophthalmus (striped catfish) is the source of this 3659-nucleotide messenger RNA. RefSeq names its product DnaJ (Hsp40) homolog, subfamily C, member 16 like (gene dnajc16l). NCBI's taxonomy places the organism in Eukaryota, Metazoa, Chordata, Actinopteri, Siluriformes, Pangasiidae. The coding region runs from base 148 to 2406 and encodes 752 amino acids. The record is from RefSeq and is a predicted model, not a curated record. The transcript has 15 exons.
CCUACCAUUCACCGGAACCGGAAGUGCUAGUGGGGAAAAAAUGCUAGCCUAGCAACGGGACCUGCCCAUGGGUGCUUGUCACUGAGUAGAUGUUUUUUAUGCAAAUAGGUCACUUGAAGGUUUUGCAGCCUGUCUGAGUCUGAGAAGAUGAGAGCGCUCUCCAAGCCUUUCCUGAGCUGUCUGAUCUGUCUGGCUGUGGUCCUGCUUGUUUUGGGAAAUGCAUCAGCUUCCGAGUUCAAUCCGUACACGGUGCUCGGAGUGUCUCGACACGCCAGUCAGGCUGAAAUCAGGAAAGCGUACAAGCAGCUCGUUAAGGAGUGGCAUCCGGACAAGAACAAAGAUCCAAGUGCAGAAGACAUGUUUAUCAAGAUUACUAAAUCCUAUGAGAUCCUGUCGAGUGAGGAUCGCAGAGCGAACUACGACCGAUUCGGCCAGACAGAUGAGAACCAACACCACAACCAGGGACCGCAUGGUUUCCACCACUUCCAUGACAGUUUUUACUUCGAUCAGUCGUUCUUUCGUUUCACACAGUCGACUCGAGAUUUCACUGACAGCAAGCACCUGCUUCAGUACGAGAAGUAUAUGAACGAAGUGGUGCCAGAUAGCUUCAAAAGGCCCUACCUGAUUAAGAUUACGUCAGAGUGGUGUUUCAGCUGCAUCCAUAUUGAGCCCGUCUGGAAGGAAACGGUUCAGGAUCUGGAGCCACUGGGUGUGGGAAUUGGUGUUGUGGAUUUCGGUUACGAGAAGCGGCUAGCUACUCAUCUCGGAGCCCGUGGCACCCCCUCCAUUCUGGCGCUCAUCAACGGCAGAGUGACCUUCUUCCACAGCGCUGUGUCCCGAGAGAACCUGAGGCACUUUGUGGAAAGCUUGCUGCCACAUAACCUAGUAGAGAAGGUGACAGAUGAUAACUACAUACAGUUUUUGAACGGUUGGCGAGAAGAGAACAAACCUAGAGUACUACUCUUUGACGCUGCUGCUUCAGCACCAUUCCUUUACAAGCUCUCUGCAUUUGCAUAUCGGGACUUUGUGCGGUUUGGGUACGUAGUUCAUAGUGAGGCCACGCGUAUCCAGCAGCAGUUCAGCAUCAACAUGUACGCUCCCACCAUGCUGCUGUUUAAAGAGAACACUGAGAAACCUGCAGACGCCAUACAGUCCAGGGGAAUGAAAAAGCAGACCAUUGAUGAGUUUGUCUCGAGCAACCGUUUCCUGCUAGUGCCACGACUGGUCAAUCAGAAGCUCUUUGACGAGCUGUGUCCAGUCAAACAGUUCCACCGCCGUCGGAAAUACUGUGUCUUGCUCAUCACUGGGGAGGAUGAGACGUUUGUGUCUGUGAAUGACGCCUUCUUUGACUUUGCCUCUUCUAACACUAAAGAGGUGGUGAGAUUCGCCUACGUCUAUCAGAAGCAGCAGCAGCCUCUCUGUGAUACGCUGCUCAAAAAGGAAGACAUGAGGCCUCCCCAGGUGAUCAUUCUGGAGAGGCGAAGCGCCGCAGGCAAGGUGCUGUACCGGACAGUGACAGGCGGCUGGAAUGGGAGUGACGACGAUAAGCACCGCCUCCACGAGCAGCUGGAGCUCCUGCAGAGAGACCCGAGCUUUCUCACCUAUGAUGCCAUGCUGCCUGAACUCAACAAUGAGCUCGCCUCAAUGUUUCUAAUUCGGUGGUUGAAUGCUGCCUAUGAUUACCUUUCUCAAGUCUACUUUGACCUUCUCUACUCAAACUGGCGAGAGGUGAUGCCCAUCGUAUCUCUGAUCUUCUCCGCUCUCUUCAUCCUGUUUGGCACCGUCAUCAUUCAGGCUUUCAGUGAUUCAGAGGAAAAAACAGCCAAACGGAAGGCUAAAGAAUCCCCAAAGACAGCAGGAAGCUCUUCAGAUACAGAAAACACAUCCAGCCGUCCUUCGAAGAAGAACUUUGUGGAGGUGACGGAGUUGACAGACAUGACCUACACCAGCAAUCUGGUGAAAUUAAAGCCGGGACACAUCAAUGUGGUGCUGGUGCUCACAGACGUGUCCAAACAGGUCCUACUGAAGAAGUUUGCCAAAGAAGUGUACUCGUUCUCAGGGUAUCAGACUCUUCACUACUCCUUUUUUAAUACUGACAAGCACAGUCGGUGGAUGGACUCACUCCUGCAGUUGGCGCCAUCUGCCAGGCUUUCAGAAGACGAGGAAGAAAAGGGCGCGUCCUCCUGUAAACCAGACUACACCGGCCACGUGCUGGCCCUUAAUGGCCAUAAAAAGUACUUUUGCCUGUUUAGACCUACGUUCACUGAGGACGAGGAUGACACUGUACAGCUCCAUCACAAGCUAGACCGGCUAAACCUAUGGAUGGAGAAGCUGACGGAGGGCACACUGCCCAGGCACCACGUUCCUGCCUGGCCUGACCUGCACACCACAACCCCUAAAAAAUAAAGAGGUGGGUUUGAAACCCCCGUGGGAAUCUCUUAAAUAUCAGGUCUGGACUCCACUGUAUGGCUUUUGUGUGUUGUUGAAAGCAGGAGUUGUUGAUGUUUGACUGGGAGUUGACCACAGGUACAGGUAUACAGGUCUGUGUAUAGUAUAUGAGGCUUGAUUAGAAAAUGUACUUACGCAGAACAUUAUUCUGGAUUAUGCACUGGCUGAGUUUUUCCCCGUGGCAGCACCAGGUACGUGCUUUUUGCUGCCAGCAGGGGUUGCACUACCAACCAUGUUAUUUUCACUGUGGGGAAAAAGUCUGUGGACUUAAUUUUAGCUGCUGAUUUAUGCUGUAGUCACAUUCACAGAUCGGUUCAUGCACAGACGAGAGAGGAAAAUCCUGUCAGAAUGAAAGCGCAUAUACUUAUAAUGACCGAGACUUGUUCUAGGAUCAGGUGCCACCUCUUUAUUUAUAGAGACAUGAGCUAUGUAACAAAAAAAGACCACUUUUUUGAAUAUAUUGGAAUGGCAGUACUGCACUGGCAAUAGUGCUGGAAAUUUUCAUUUUACCCACAAACGCUGUUUUAGAUCUAAAUCUAAAUGUAGAGUAUAUAAAUGAUCUGUCCAUUAUUUUCCUAACAACUUCAAUGUUGCUAAUAAUACACGGCUUGAUCAUCUUUUACUACUGAGUGCAUUAAUAAUUAAUAAGUGGCAGAAACCUCCAUCGUGUUUGUAGCAUCUUUAAUCCACAGCUGGUGAAAAGGCUGUGAUAGGUCAGUAACGGUUUUCAGCUGAUGAAUGCGCUUCUGAUUGAGCAAAACUAUAUAACCAAACAAAUCCUGUUCAAAGCACUAUUACUUCUCCAUUUAUGAGUGUGUGUGAUUGUGAAAUGUGUUUUCUUGCAUGAAAAAAGCCUCAUAGUUGCCAUGUUUUGCUUUGACUUCUAGCAUGUAGCAUCUUUCUUUAAAUGUCACCUCUUGGACCAUAUAAAACUUCUCACUUUUUCUCACUUUUACAUUUUCCCCCUGCUUAAAUCAUCAUCAUCCAAAAGUAAUUUAACACAAGUGUGUUGACAAGGUUACUUGUAGUGUAUCUACUGAUCCUCUUCUCAAAGGUAAAUUAAAAUUUUAGCAUCCUGACCUCAAAAAAUUUUGUUAGAUGUUAUUUAAAGGAAGAUAUUUAAUUUAUAAGAUGUUGCAUUGUUUGUUCCAUGUCUUAUUCAUAAUGUUUAACUUAAAUAAACUUUACACAAAGACUACAAAAUACAGGCU